CCCCAAUCGCCCACUGUUCAGCGCAGAUCCGAGCUUCCUACUUUGGGCCGCUCGAGACUCAACACCUUUUGGCUUUCUGGUCGGCCUGCCUUUCCCUCUGGCACACCACCUCUACCACCACCAACCCAAAAUAUUCCCUCUCCCUCCUUCUUUAAUCCUCCACCACCAAUCCUCUCCCAUUCCCUCCCAUUCUCUAGGCCUUCACCCAGCCUAUCUUUUGACAUCGAUUCUAGAAGGCGUUGGGACUUCUUGAACACGACCACGGCCAGCGGCAUCACCAACGGUCGAAACUACCUGAUCCAUUUUUGCCCUUUGUCGGUCACCGAUUAGCACGCAGCCCGGAUCUGCGUGGGUGGAAAGUCUCACCAACAAAGAAAGAGGAGGAUAACAAGAGGACAUUGUCACGCCAUCUGACUUUGUCCGUGUGCCCCUGGGUACUUCCUGUCUCGUCUCGGGGCAGUGUAGAACAGCAGCAGAACUACAAGUCGUCGCUGUACGGUCGAUCUCUGGUCCCGUGGCGAUACUGUGUUUGGCUGCCGUUUUGCACCAGUAGAAGUGACGGGCCCUUUAUUUUUUGCACCUCAACAGGCGAUUGCAGCCCUUCGAACAUUACCUCAGUAACUCCCCGUCGGAUUUUGUGCUUGCUUUGUUCCUGCCUGGAGGCUCCCCCAAACCCUUCAAUCGAUACAAUUGUCUUAUCCCCCCCAACCAUCACAUUCGACCUGCUGCAGGUUGUACUUAAUGAGCCCCAUUGCGCGCUGAACACCUGCAGUCUCGGUUUGGGUCAUUUCUCCCACACAAGCCGACCGAAUGCCUUACACGCCGCCAACCCACCAUACGCCCUCGAGCUCCAAACAGUCUAGUCCCACUCCGAGCAGGUCUCACUCGUAUAUCAAAGGACCUUCACUUUCCCCAGAGUCUGCCGAUCGACCAAACCUCCCUCGUUCCAGCGGUUCCUCCUCAUAUCUCACCAAGCACCGACGGAGUCCUUCGCUGAAUGAUGCAGCAAAGAUCGAGGUUCUUCACAAUGGCGAGGCGUACGAGGUGAAUGGGGAUUUCGACCCCCAUGGUAGUAUACGCCAGUCGCCUCCGCCCGUGACAAAUGCAUUGAUACCUGCAGGGAUGACAAUAUCACCCCCGGACUCCUCCCAGAAUUCGAGCGAUGAGGAGGAACCUGAGCGAGGACGGUCGAGGGAAUUGGAGGAUCUCCAGGCCCUGCAAGAGGCUAUCCGGUCAAUAGAGCAAAGGAAGGUCACCGGAUCGCCCACUCGUGGAGAGGACAGCUCCUCUACCACAAGGACAGACGCCUUUGUUUCUCGUCUUGACGGGACGCAAUCGGCAGGUCCUGCAGUCCUGCGACUCCCCUUGUCGCAGGAGGCCCGGAAAAUCGCCCACUCGAGGUCGUCGACCGAUUCAAAUAUUGUCUUCGAAUCACCCUCAAAGCAAACCCCCACUGUGGCCAUUCGGCCAGACACUGAUGACAGCGACAGCGACAAUCCUCCCACUGAGCGACCGGCAAUGGUACGCAAGAAGUCAGGUGAACUCGUUCGUCCAGCUCUGCGCCCCUCCUCUCGGCGGCGGCCCUCAAGCAUGCCUGGGACACCUACCUAUUCAAAGGCCGUCCACUUUGACUCUCACCUGGAACACGUCAGACAUUUCCUACAAGUGGACCGUCCACUCGCCGUGAGUGCCGGUUCAUCGCCCGUAGAGAACUACGAGAGCGAGACUGAUUUCCCCUUUGGAUCCGAGGAGACCACUGCUCGUUCUCGCACACCCUCAUAUGAAUGGGAGAUCCGCUUGAACAAUUUCCCGAGUGACCUGGACGCUCGAAAGUCACAGCCUGUUUUCGUUGAAAGAGUAUUCCUCUCCUCCGAUAACAAGCACCUCAUCGGGACUGUCGCGGUACGGAACCUUGCGUUCCACAAGCUAGUCGUUGCUCGAUUCACAUUCGACUACUGGAAGACCACCUCGGAAAUCGUUGCAGACUACAACAACGAUGUUCGCCGGAAGGGCAACCACGAUGGCUUCGAUCGCUUCAACUUCAGCAUCAAGCUCGAAGACCAAGCAAACCUGGAAAGCAAGACAUUGUUCUUCUGCAUCCGCUACAAUGUCAACGGUCAGGAAUUCUGGGACAACAAUGCCAAUGCCAAUUACCAAGUGGACUUCAGCAAGAAAUCCAAGUCGCCACCAAGCAAGUCUGGGCCUGGCCUGGGUGAGAGACCCCUCAAUGCCUUGCCUCGUAGUCGACCAUCACCACCUGCCUCUUCUGGAAGGCCGGUCUCGAUGCCUACCUCCUUUGAUGACUUCUCGACUGGUUUUGACAGCUUUGGAAGCUUCAUGCAGUCCCCCAGCUCACUGAUGGGCGAGCCCAAGCUCAAGCUGAGGAGUCCCAAAUCCAAAGCAGAACUUCUGCCCGAUGCUCCCCAGCGCCGUAAGCAGGCUGGGCCGCAAGCAUUUGGGAACCGAUAUGAUUUCAAGACAUCGUUGACGGCCGCAAAGAACAACGCGUAUGCUGCCAUGGGCGAGUGGUCUGGCUUGGGUCCAAGGACGUACACAAAGCAGUCUUCCCACGAGGUCUCUGCGACUACUCCUGUGCAGAGUGUUGCAAAUGCUGCUCCCAAGCAUGAAACUGGCGUCAACGGUGUCAAAGCCGGAGCCAAUAAAACGGCUCCUGCUGCUGCUCCCUUGACAUCCAAGCCGGCUGCUUUGCUCUCUGAGAAACCUUCUCUGAGCUCACAGAGCUACAAGGAGCUUGUGGACAAGUACUGCUUUUUUGGGACUGUCAAGGUUGAUGGUUCGGCGGACUCUACCUCCGCGUCGGAGAGCAAUGGAGGUAGUUCGUCUGAUUCGUCUGGCUCCACGACGCCCACACCACCUCGAAGCAUGUCGCCCGUCCGGGAUGCUCAAUCAUCGAAGUCAUUUGCGCAGUAUGUCGCGCGUUCUCCGUCACCUUUGUCAACGGGCGGGUUCUUUGGAUCUCGCUCCGGGUCGCCGGCAUCCUUCGGAUAUCCAUACCACUCGGCGACCCAACAUACCUUGAUGUCCGAGUCACCUACACCGACAGCAAUUCAAGGAUAACAUCCAUUUCAACACCUGCAAGAGUUCUUGCAACAACCUGGCCAACACCGUCCGAUGUUGGCCACGGCAGCACAUAGAAAGACUGAACUAAUCGAUGCGGUCGGACAGUUUUCCAUGUCCGACGUCCUCGACAGAUCCCAGUACACCACUCCGGCAGAUGGUUAAUACGGGAUAUCCCGGUCGGAGACACCACGACGAGAGCAUCUUUUCGUCCGGGGCGGAUCAAAAUCGUUUGCUUUGCUUGUCUGCUGUUCUUUUAGCGACCCAGACAAAUUUCCUCACCUUCUCCAGCAUUAUCCGGAUUACGGCACUUUCGUUUCUCGGGCGGCGUUCGCGAGGAAUUCUCCCCACUAUUGUUAAUAGACGCUCCUCCUCAAAUCCAAACUCGGCGGUAAACUGACAACGAUCGCCAACAGAGUUUUUAGACUGGACAUUAUGAGGAAAUGGCCCAAUGGGCCAAUGCCGCCGAGGAGCCACUGGAAUCCGGCAGAUCACAAAAGUUCGAUGGGGUUGAAGGCGUUGAACUUGCUUUCUUGUAAACACUUUUUGGGACGUGUUUGGGUGUUGCGGCACAGUUGUGGGAUUUUUGGGCCGAGGUCAACGGGAUUUGAAAGGUCAAGGUCGCUCGCAGAUGUCCCUGGAUGAAGAUCACGUCUUUAGUGGGCUUGGUCGCUCGGAUUGUAUUGUGGCCUGUAUAGGAAGGGUCCUUUUUGUACUAUGGCCUGGCAAUUUCGGAGCGACUAGUGAUUCGAGGAAACGAUUUGGACGUGAUACGGCUCAGGAUCGGUUCUGAUUUUUGGGAGUGGGCACCAGGGUAGAGCGACUUUCGUAUCCUUUCUUUUGAACCAAAUCAAUCAUAGUUCUCUUGGUUGCGUCUGUCGUUAAUGCCAUCAUGAGGUACAUACGAUAGCGAAUGCAAGAUUUGAUGACAUGACUGUUCGGUGCUCGGUUGCUGUUGUAUGUUGCGAGGCCACAAUGUUGCUCAUUCUCCCUGUGGGUCUUGAGUUGGCCUCGUUCCAGAUCCUUUGCCUGUGUCCCUCUUUUUUGGUCUUGAUUGUGGAAAUGUCGGUGGCCUUGCAUCACCUCAUACAACGGGAAGCAAUUGGGGUGGCUGAGGCUGAGGUAAAGGUGGCAAGCCUAUAGUAGGG
Molecule: messenger RNA, 4226 nt
Organism: Cladophialophora immunda
Lineage: Eukaryota; Fungi; Ascomycota; Eurotiomycetes; Chaetothyriales; Herpotrichiellaceae
Exons: 4
Coding region: 811-3078 (755 amino acids)
Biological process (GO): regulation of glycogen biosynthetic process
Cellular component (GO): protein phosphatase type 1 complex
Molecular function (GO): glycogen binding; protein phosphatase 1 binding
Source: RefSeq, a predicted model, not a curated record